AUGGCCCAGCAACUGAUUUGCCCAGAAUGCGAUGAAGAAACGGAAGAUUUCGUUACACUGCAACAUUUUCUAUCACCAUUUCGAAAUUUGGUCUCAUGCAGUUGUGGAUUGGUGUUGAAACCGUCAGAAGGGAGCUUUAAUGAUUAUGAACUGGGGAAUGAUCUUCACGUCGGAAUCGUCAAUUCCGAGAGCUUCGUUUACUCGUUUUGGACAAAUGGUAUUUCCAAAGAAAAUUUGGGAUGGGAUGACUGUUUGCUCUUCACGGAAUUUACGAACGAUCUAAACAGUUUCGACGCAAAACUUCGGGAUUUCGUUUCCCUAAAGCAAGAAGUCUUUCAAUCAAAACACUAUAAUGACGAACUAUGGAACUGCUUCGAUUUUGUGAUUGAAUUUCUAAAAUUCAUCGACUUUAGCAACUAUUCAAAGGAAAAACUCGUAAACGAUCUGAUUGGCGAACCACUUCGGAAAGCUGUGAAGCACAUAGCGUUACUCAAACGGGUGCGGAAGGACCGAUGGGUGAAAUUGAGC
Mesorhabditis belari is the source of this 528-nucleotide messenger RNA. The record is from the annotation of a GenBank genome assembly. Lineage: Eukaryota; Metazoa; Nematoda; Chromadorea; Rhabditida; Rhabditidae.